Molecule: messenger RNA, 2532 nt
Organism: Trichoderma breve
Lineage: Eukaryota; Fungi; Ascomycota; Sordariomycetes; Hypocreales; Hypocreaceae
Product: phosphorylase superfamily domain-containing protein
Exons: 4
Coding region: 1-2532 (843 amino acids)
Biological process (GO): nucleoside metabolic process
Molecular function (GO): catalytic activity
Source: RefSeq, a predicted model, not a curated record
AUGGGCGGCGUUAUUUCAUCUCCAAACAAUAGCACGGAUUCAGACGACUGCCUCAAGCUCGUCUUGUACACAUUGCCUAUCUUGAAGGAGCUCAUCAGUCACUUGGAGAAGAGUUUGGAUCCACGCGAUAGGCGAUAUGGGUAUUUAGGUAAUAUAUACACGGCCGCCACGGUACUGAAUGGCCAUCUUGGCGCUAUCAGAGAAGCCGAAAAGACACACUGGUUCGUAGGGCAGAUCGCAAGUUUGGCCGACUUACUUGAGGAAGUCUUUGACAAGGUUAUCGAUUUUGCACUACUUCAAAAGGAACAUGAAUCUCAUGACCCAUCAUGCAGGCACCCUCGGCUUCGGGCUAUGCAAAAGCUUGUCCCCAUGUCUGACAACUGGAAAGAAGGAUUAGCAAGAUUACACAUUAAUCCCAUCGAAAACCAAACCAUCGCAUGGGGCUCUCUACAAGAUGCCUUGGAGAGGCUGUCGGAUGAGCUUCAACGAUUCGGAGAUGAUGUCCCGAGCAUUGACAGACCACAACCACCCAUGACUUCCCUAGAACCAUCAGGUGAACUCGUUGCAUUUGCCGAUCGCGUCUUUUCCUCGGUGCACGUAACUUGUAACAGGUGUGGAGGUGCACCUCAGCGUGAAACUUACCAAUGCGUUUGCACCCUCCUAGAUACUCAUUCAAAAUCCAGAUCCGAAUUCUGGAGGCUGAACAUAAUUUUGGACCCUAUAGGUGAAGGUAUGCAGAGCCAUAAGCCUGAUGAGAGAAGACACAAGCGUGAAACAUUACAAGAAGAAGUGGAUCUCAACACUCUCAUAGCAUCUCAAGCCAAAAGAUGGACAGCAAUGGCAAAAUUCACUCUCAGUCUCACACUCUGCUACUCUCUCUUCCAUUUCUAUGGGGGAUCCUGGACGAAAGAACGAUGGAGCCGAAAGAAUAUCGUAUUCUUCGGGGACGGCACACAGUUCCCUUUGCGGCCCUUUUUAUCAUCUGAUCCUCAAAAGUUGGGUGGUCCACUAUAUGAUCCGGAUGGUUACCACAAGUAUCCCGAAUUCCUUGAGCUCGGCGUGACUCUGCUUGAGAUCCACCUUGGGCAAAAAUUGGAGUCGUACCUGGGGUACGAAGAGGACAUUACCAACUACGAUGAUCUCUGGUGCAAGGCUUUGGAACUAUUCAAGGAGUUGCGGCCCGACUUCAUUUCGACUGUAUAUCGGGAUGCAAUCCAAAAAUGUCUUAUGGCAAACUUUUCCAUCAGUGACACGUGUGAUGAGCGGAUGCUGCGAGAAUCGCUUUUCAACGAUAUCGUAAAGCCUCUUGAGACGGAAGUCGGGACGAUCUUUAAAGAGUUUUUGUCGAUGGAUGCUCUUGAUGAAGAAGCAGAAAGGAAAAUUAACCUUGGAUCAAAAGUACACAAUAUGUACCAUCGUCCUCACGCCGAAAUCACUAAAACACUCUCUCCUCAGCCGAACUACGAUGAUGUUUCCUCCCUGCUGGACAAGCAACACACAUCACCUCAGCCUCAAAAGGCCGUUCUUACUAUCUCUACAAUCCGAUCACGUCCAGCUUCCCGCGACGAUUUCGAAAUCGCAAUCGUCUGUGCGCUGCCGCUCGAAUAUGACGCCGUCUGUAUUCUCAUAGAUGAAUUUUGGGAUGAGGAUGGCGACCAGUAUGGAAAGGCUACGCGAGACCCAAACAUAUAUACAACUGGGAGGAUCGGCAAGCAUAACAUUGUUCUAGUACUAUUACCGGACAUGGGGAAAGUUGGUGCGGCCAGUGCAGCCGCAAGUCUUCGAUUGAGCUUUCCAGAACUGAAGCUUCUCCUGUUAACUGGUAUAUGUGGCGGGGUACCUGGUCCUGGAACUGCAAAAGAGCUUGUUCUUGGAGACGUCGUUCUGAGUACGUCCGUUUUUCAAUACGAUUUCGGGAGACGUCACGGCGAUAAGUUCGUGCCCAAAGAUACCUCAACAGACAGUCUUGGAAGGCCCAGCAAAGACAUCCGAAGUCUGCUCAAAAUUUGCGACACAAACCGCGGGAGAAGACAGCUUGAGAAGCAGGCAGCCUUCUACCUGGAGCAUAUACAGAACAGCGCCUCCACAGAGCACUCUAUAGAACAGUAUCUGUGUCCGGGAGCUGCAAAUGAUAAGCUAUUUGAGACUACCUACGUUCACAAACACAACGGUGAACCGCACUGUCUCUGCAGAAGUCCUCACGAGACUUGUGACAAGCGUCGGAUAAAGCAUAAGCUUCAGCUGGAACAACAAGGACGUCACAAGGAGGCUCAAGCACCUGCGAUACUUCUCGGAUCCAUAGGAUCGGGAGACACGGUGAUGAGGUCUAGUCAGGACCGCGAUCGAAUCGCUGAAGAACACGACCUUAUCGCAUUUGAGAUGGAGGGGGCGGGCGCUUGGGAUGAACUCCCUUGUAUUGUUGUGAAAGGCAUUUGCGACUAUGCUGAUAGCCACAAGAAUAAGAUGUGGCAGAACUUUGCUGCUGCUACGGCAGCAUCGGUUAUGAAAGCCCUUCUUGAGAAGUACACAUAG